Molecule: messenger RNA, 459 nt
Organism: Strongylus vulgaris
Lineage: Eukaryota; Metazoa; Nematoda; Chromadorea; Rhabditida; Strongylidae
Source: the annotation of a GenBank genome assembly
AUGAGUCCCUUGGAUUUCGUGGAUUUUCGCAAAUACCUCACCCCCGCCUCAGGCUUCCAGUCCUUGCAGUUUAGACUUUUGGAGAAUAAAAUGGGAGUUCGCGCGGAUCGCAGAAUCAAGUAUAAUGCACAACACUACAAAAAUGUAUUCCUGGAUAAAGCCGAAGUACAAGCUGUGGAAAAAAGCGAAAAUGAUCCUUCAUUGCUAAUGCUUAUUCAGAAUUGGCUGGAAAGAACACCAGGACUCAAAGAAACUACCGUAGAUGGUGAAGUAGAGGAGGGUUUUUGGCAAAAAUAUGAGCGCGCCGUUAAACGAUACCUGAAUGAUCUUUACGAAGAAGCUAUGAAAGAGGGACUUCCACAAAACGUCCAUGAUCAACUGCUAGCUGAGUAUUACAAGACAAAGGAUUCCUUCGCAACAAUUCUUGAUCCGAAACAACAUGCUCAGCAAAUUCUGAAU